AGGGAUAAACGUGACGUGUCGACGAGAGAGAAGGAAAGAAAAAGAGAAGGGGAGAAAAGAGAGAAUAUCCUCUCUUCUUGUCAAUUCUCGCGAGUUUUCUGCCAACAUCCUCGCUUGGCCACGGACCCUCGCGACCUUCAAAUUUGUUUUAUUUGGCUCGAAAAUUAAAUCUAUAACGAUUUUCCGGAUCUUCCCCUUUGCUUUAAGAAAUUGUCUGUCUGCGAUUGGAAAUGCACCGUGUGUGUCAGUGCGUUUCGCGAUCGGAUGUCAAAAUUGUGUACCAGAUGAGAAUAUUGUAUUGAUUUUACGCUCGUCACGUGGUGAUAAAUCUCGUAGGGUGCGAGAAAGUGAAAGAUAUUCAAGAUUUACGAAUCUUGAAAUCGUAAGCAUCUUCGUAUAAUCACGAGAAACACUCGUAAACCUACCUUUAAAAAAAGUACAUUAUAUGUAUGUAUAUAUAUAUAUAUAUAUAUAUAGAUAUAUAUCGAAAUGUCUACGCGUUAUAUGAAAAAAGUUUAUGGUGACGACGUAAUUCUCGCAAAAGGCGACGAUGAUGCGAGUGACACAGAAGUCUCGGUGAGGAGCAACGCCAAGUCCAAAUCUUUUAACGUUUUUGAUGUGUUGAAUCAGAACUCUGAUAAGGAUGAGGAUACCAGUGACAAACAAGAAGAUGAGGAUUUGACUACAAACAAUGUAGACUGCAAUGACACGAAGCGUAAGAAAAAGAAAAAGCAUAAGAGGUCAGAGAAUGAAAAGGUAAAAGGUCAGCAAGAACACGAAACAGAAUAUAAUAAAAAUGUGGAUGAGAUUGAACAAAGCUUAAGGGAAGUGAACAAAUUGCUUGGUGAACCACUGCCAGGUUGCAGUAAUCAAAUUUCAGAGGCACAAUGGGUUGAUAGGAUAACUAAAGAAAAUAUAUUGACUGUACAGCGAAAACAUUUGAAUCCGUAUAACGAAUUGAAAAGGAUCUUUGGUAGUAAAACUAUAGAAGCUGGACAGAGCAAGAAAAAUAAAGGUCGUCCUGGAAAUUUGAAGAAGACAUGGCUGAUUUGUCCACAAGAUACUACUUGGGUACCAACUAAUAAAUCUGGACUGUCGAUGUCUCUAGAUGACUCUAUAAAAACUACAGGGAAUGUACAAUAUUUUGUAUAUGAACAUAGCGCUUCGUACAAGGAGAUUCAACAUAAAUUCUUGCAAGCUGUUGAAAGUUUGAAUCCAGAAAAUAUAAUUAAUAUAGUAAAUGCUCAUUCGUUCCAUAUAGACUCGCUCCUGCAAGUAUCCGAAAUGUGUAAGAUAAAUGACGAUUUAGCGUAUGCAGCGGAGUUCAUCAAACGGGCCCUGUAUUGCUUAGAAUGUGCGUUUCAUCCAUUCUUCAAUAUAACAACGGCGCAGUGUAGAUUAGACUACAGAAAACAACAGAAUCGUGCAUUUUUUAUAACGCUUUUUAAACAUCUUGGAUUUAUAGGCGGACGAGCUUGUUACAGAACGAGUUUGGAAUUUUGCAAAUUACUUCUAUCAUUGGAUCCUGAAAAUGAUCCACUAGCUGUAGUCUUAUCCAUUGAUUUUUAUGCCUUAAAAGCCAAAGAAUAUGAAUGGUUUAUAAAGUUUUGUAAUCUAUGGGAAGACUCUAGAAAUCUAACCCAAUUACCAAAUAUAGCAUAUAGUUUAUCCUUGGCUCACUUUCGCCUGGGAAACAAAACUAAUGCAGAUAUGUUACUGCAAAACGCUCUUAUCAUGUUUCCAAGUGUAUUGAUGCUUCUGAUUGAUAAAUGUAGCAUACAAACAGAUGCAAAGGUAAUACAUCAUGAUUUUUUCAACUCUAAAGCACAAGGUAGCACAUCACCAGCUUUAGAGAAACUGCAAAAAUUAUAUGUAAUGCGUAGUUUUCAUCUCUGGAAGGAGGCAGAUAUUUUACCAUGGCUAGAAGAAAACGUUCAUGCUGUAUUAAAUCGAGUCGAGUCUGAUAAAGAUGAAUAUGUCAAGUUCUGUCAAGUAAAGCGUAGCAAACGCUAUCGGGGAAAGCUGCCAAGAAAUAUUUUGAGACAUAUUAUACUAUCAGACCUUCCAGAAGUUAUAGUCAAUGUCCAGGAGAUUCAGGGUGAAGAUCCAAUGUUAUCACACGAUCCAUUACCGCCAAUAGACAGCAUCGAUAUUUAUAAAAGGCCUACAGCAAAUGAAAGACCCGUUGAAAGUAGUUCAAAUUUCUUCUCUCUCUUUUUCUCAUCUCUUUUUACGGAUAUCAAUGGCACAACUGCUGCUUUAAAUGAUUUGAAUUUAUUUGAGGACAAUGAUGACCAUGCAUAACAACUUUUUCUGUAUGAAAUCGUAUAAUACCAAAAGAAAAAAUUUACACAAA
Messenger RNA from Pogonomyrmex barbatus (red harvester ant), 2356 nucleotides. It is a transcript of the gene Nulp1, whose product is annotated as Nuclear localized protein 1. Gene Ontology annotation, cellular component: RQC complex. NCBI's taxonomy places the organism in Eukaryota, Metazoa, Arthropoda, Insecta, Hymenoptera, Formicidae. The record is from RefSeq and is a predicted model, not a curated record.